GAAAAUUGACAGGUCCCGCAACAAUGGCCGAUCUCUCAAGACCAAAGGGUAUCACCAUUCUUCGCAGACUCCGCUGUCCAGUCCCGCUAUGCGACGACGUGAGUCGCCCACCUCCUCGAGAUGAAGAUGAAUAUGAACCAGCAAGGGUAGCUCAAAUUUAAUUCAUGCUAAAGUAUAACGCCCUGGGUGUGCCAAGACAGGGGAAAUCUGCCGAUCGGGACGAGGGUGAUGCCGCCCUGUGCUCACCCUGGUCGCGCCCGGGUCAGGGGGGGAAGACGCCGGCCGCCUUGGCACUGCGAGGCCCCACGCCGAACUCGGCUCACCCUGGUGGAGAUCGACCUGAUCCCCGUGAUUGGCGUUUCGGGGUCACGGCCGUGUUAGGUAGCCUACUCGCACUCAAGAGCGGCGUCGUUAAUUCUACGCUUUCACGUGGGCGCGGAUCGGACAGACUUUCGCCCUCGAAGGGGUUCUUUCUUCUCAGCGGGCAGUGACUCUCAUCUGCUUUUCCGAGUCGAAACGACUCCUACGGAGCUGUGAAUGGGAUAGGAGAUAUAUUGACGCAUUCUUCCAUUCUUCCAUCCAGUUCUCUUAACGCCGGCCGUCCAGCCCCUCGCCGCUUCGACUCGGUCGCUCGUCCAACUUGACCACUCGGAGCUCUGCCUACCCUCCUUCCUGUGAGCCCUUCUCGCCGAGCGAGGACUUUCGACGAACCCUGCUUAUCUUCCACCUUCCGAAGUGAACGCUGGCCUCCUUGAGCGAUCAAGCGGGCUCAUAACUAUCCUCCUACCGCGAAACUGGGCCGCUCGCCAUGGCUCUAAACAUUGUAUAUAUGACCUCUCUCGGUGUCAGGAGAUUGGUGAUACUCUCAACGUGGGAGCCUAUCUCCUUCUAGGCUAUAUCGUGGGAUAUGGUCAGGUCAGAAGAUUGCUGGCGUGGUGAUGGUGGUGAUGCUGCCCUUCUCGGGAGCCGACCUCAGCAUCCUUUGCCUGGAUUGCACAUGGAUCACGACGGAACGGUCAAGACUCGUUGUACACCUGUUGCUGGCAGAAGCCUGGUCAUCGACCAAUGGCAGAAAUGCCUCACGGGUCGGUGUGCAGGCAACUGAGACAGUGGGAAGGCGGAGACGCGCCAACUUUGAAGAACGGACUUCGGCAAAGGUCAAUAUCAUUGGCAAUCGAAUUGUUAACAGGCUCGAAUUCUGCCUGACAGACGGGAAGUCAACAUGUGGAAGCGGGCUAGAAGCCGCCCACGAAGCGACUUGGCUCGGGGCUGAGUCAAGGAGACAGAUAGGGGAGUGGGCGUGCACUGCCCUUCCACCCUGCAGACCCACUGGACAGACAGGAUGUAUGCAUCGAAGGGAGAGCGAGGGAGCCGUAACCGGACGUGUGACUCGGCUACGGUAAAGGGUGCUUCUCUACAGCAACGCGAUCGAACCCCGUGACUUUGAGCAUCCCGAAAUCCGAAAUCGACUCGAAUCGACUUUUGAGAGGCAGGGAUUCAGAGCACAUAGCACAUGGAAGAGAGGACUCAAAUUCGACCGGGCCAGAACGAAAGGAACGGGAGAAGAAGUGGAAAUGGGAGUGAAAGAAAGAGGGAAGGGAAUACCGGGCUUCGAAACAUCACUCAGCAAGGAAGUUGAGGGCGAGAUAGCAACGGUCACGGGAUUAGGCCCAGCCUCUCCUCAGAACUGCAGGGAGUCGAUCCGGAGACGGCGCCACGGACUCAGAGACAAUACAAACCCGGGCCAGCACUCGAUGAAUUACGGCGCUACGAUCUAAAGGAAGUGACUGGGCAAUUAGAAAGUCGAAGGGGUUGAAGAAGGUUCAAAGUGGGUGUGACUACCGCUGUCCUGGCAUGUUUGUCGGAGGGGAAUGGAAAACAGUGCAGCUUUCAUUUUGAGGGUCAUUUACGCUUCUGUAAAGAGGUCAUGGUCGCCGGUUAGAGUUACUUUUGUUCUUGACAGGGAGGAAGGGUACGGGAGCUUGAGAAUGGAAGGUUUCUGGUUUGCGCAGAGUGGUUUUCUGGUUCUGGUAUAGACUUUCAAAUGUAGGUAAAAGUACGGAGUACGGAGUAUAGUACUCGCAGCCCGAGCCACAGACCUUCAGAUUCAGCAAAUGUUCGGCUAGUGCUCGCCCCGACUCCGACACCGAAAAUUACGGCGGAC
Molecule: messenger RNA, 2164 nt
Organism: Cladophialophora immunda
Lineage: Eukaryota; Fungi; Ascomycota; Eurotiomycetes; Chaetothyriales; Herpotrichiellaceae
Exons: 1
Coding region: 939-1403 (154 amino acids)
Source: RefSeq, a predicted model, not a curated record